Molecule: messenger RNA, 845 nt
Organism: Drosophila arizonae
Lineage: Eukaryota; Metazoa; Arthropoda; Insecta; Diptera; Drosophilidae
Product: RWD domain-containing protein 4
Molecular function (GO): protein binding
Source: RefSeq, a predicted model, not a curated record
GUUUAAAUUGUCGCUUUAUUCUAUUAUUUUUGUGAAAAGUGUGUUGUUUGAAAACACUCAUUACAUUUGCACAGAAUGUCGACACCACUCGAACAGCAGACAGAUGAGCGCGAAGCUCUGCAAUCCAUUUACGAAGGCGAUGAAAAUUUUAAAGAAAUCAACUUGACCACAUUUCAAUACAAGUAUGGCGAAGAGGAUAGCUAUAAAUCAUUUUUAGUGGAACUACAAUGGGGCGAAAAUUAUCCCGACGAGGCACCCACGAUCAAUCUAAAUACCUUCUACAAUCGCAAUCUCUUACCCGUUGUGAAGGAUGCAAUAGAGUCAGCACUCAAAACAGAGGCAACACAAUGGUUGGGCUGUGGCAUGACAUAUACACUCUUCGAAUGCCUUAAAGACAAUUUGGAACAAUUAACUGCCUUACAGCCUGAAACUGCCCCCACUGUGGCUGUCGUAGACGACGGUGUUGGAGCGCUUAAGAUAUCAGAUCCAACGGCAGACGCCAAGCAAAAGGAACCGAAGAAAGAGCAGUUGACUAAAGCGCAAAAGCGCCGUCAAUGGGAACGCACCGAUCAUAAGGGCGAACGUGCACGGGGCUGGGAUUGGGUAGAUAUCGUUAAGCAUCUCUCACAAACAGGCAGCAAGGAGGAUACAGCAGCGGCCUUAGAGAGUGCAGCAGCGGCAGCCGCAGCCAAUCCGGUUUUGCACCCACUUAACACCUGAGUUUAGAUGUCAACUAGUUAACUAAUUCAAAUUAUCAACGAAUUCAAUCAAAACAACAAAUAUAUGUCAGAAUGUUAUCAGAGCGGUUGCUGCUUGAGUCCAUUAAAGCCGAUCAAUUUAGAACA